This is a messenger RNA of Miniopterus natalensis, 13808 nucleotides long. It is a transcript of the gene ALMS1, whose product is annotated as ALMS1 centrosome and basal body associated protein. Gene Ontology annotation, molecular function: microtubule binding. NCBI's taxonomy places the organism in Eukaryota, Metazoa, Chordata, Mammalia, Chiroptera, Miniopteridae. The record is from RefSeq and is a predicted model, not a curated record. Gene Ontology annotation, cellular component: centrosome; cytosol; centriole. Gene Ontology annotation, biological process: regulation of centriole replication.
AUGGAGCCUGAGGACCUGCCGUGGCCGGGCGAGCUCGAGGAGGAGGAGGGGGAGGAGGGAGAGGAAGAGGAGGAGAAGGAGGCGGAGAACUCGGGUGAGGACGAGGUGGUGAUGGUGGAGGAUGUGGAGGAAGAGGAGCGGCGGGAACUGGACACGGACUUGAACUACGAGAGCCAGCUUCGGGAGAGUACCGACGAGGAGGACGACGACGAGGCCAAGGCCUGGCUGCAGGCGCACCCCAGCGGGACUUUGCCUCCGCCGUCGCUGCCGAAGCACCGCUACGCCGAGGGCGAGCGGCCCGGCCCGGAGAAGGUUGUUCCAUUGACCAGUCAUGUAUGGCAACAGUCAUCAUAUCAAGACAAUAGUAGUACACAGAUUUCUGAUUUUAAUGUGGUCUCUUUGGAAAAAACAGCUCAGUGGGGUUCUGGGGAUGAUCAGAGAACAGAAUCUUGGCAUUUUCUUCCUCAAGAAAUCGACUCUUCCCACACCUCGGAUACAACCCAGACCAGGUUUAAUGUGAGAGAGGAAGGGACAGAAGUUACAGACUUCCCCUCUGUGGAGGAAGGUAUAUUGACCCAAUCAGAAAAUCAAGUAAAGGAACACAACAGAGAUCUCUUUUGUUCUCCAUUGAUAGUCAUACAAGACAACUUUGCUUCUCCGGAUUUGCCUUUGCUGACAUGUUUGACACAAGACCAAGAGUUUGGGCCUGAUUCUAUAUUUCACCAAAGUGAACUAGAUUUUACACCUCUAAGGGGGAUUCCUGAAAAGGCAGGAUCUUCAAGCGUUAUUUACCCACUGGAAGGAUCAACUUCAGAUUCUUUGUUUUUGCAAGAUUUAAAGCAGCAAACCUUUGAAGAAGUUGCAGAUUCCUCAAACUAUAUUUUGGAGGGCCUGCAGGGGACGGCGGAAUCUGACAUCUAUAGUCUGGGUGAUGAUACUGAAUGCUGUAGCCUAGAUGAAAAUGCCAUUGUAUGCAGUAAAAGAACUACUGAACUACAAGAGAUAUGUGACCAAGGUAACUUGACUGGGGAGUACAUUGAGCUAGCAGAUUUAGAAAAUUUGCUUGAUGAUCUAGAGAUCUGUGACUUCUCUCUGCCCUGGCAGUCUGCUUUUCACCUACCAUCCAAGGAAAGGCCUGUAGGUCAUUCUAAUCAGUCUUUUUCGUCUGUAUUACCUCCAUUUGUUCCUCAUGAGCCAACCAGAGAGUUGGAGUUUCACUCUUCAGACCUCAGAAUGUUGAGAGUAUCUCCUGAGAUUGUGCCAAAGGCUCUCAAACAUUUAUCAGGAGAUAUUUCUAAAGGAGUCAUAAGUAAAAUUACUCAAUCCAAUUUGAAAGCCGACAUCACUACCACUUCUGGAGAAUCAGACAUUGGAUCUCAUUUACCCUUGUCUUCUGAGGACUUUUCUCACUUGGCUGUAAGGUCUUCUGUGGAGAAUACUGUUGGUCUGCAUAUUGAGUCUCUCAACCAACAGAUAUUGGCAAAUGGUCAUGUAACUGAAGAGACACUAAAAGUUUUAGACUCUGCUGAACCAGCUGAUGAGAAGACUGGGAUAUCAACAUUACCCUUUAGUUCCUACUCACUAAGAGAGAAGCCAGAUAAUUUCUUCCCACAGGUGUUGAGAGAAAGUCAUCUAACUGAAGAGUCUCUAAGAGUUUCAGCGGUUCCUGAACCUGCUGACCAGAAGACCAACAUAUCUACAGUCCCUCCAAGUUCUUUCUUUCUUGGAGAGAAGCACAGUAUUUUCUGCCAACAGGCAUUGCCAGAUACUAAUCAAACUGAAGAGGCUCCAAAAAUUUCAGCUGUUCUUGGACCUGCUGACCAGAAGAGUGAGAAAACAACAGUACUUUCUAGUUCCUAUUCACAAAGAGAAAAGCACGUUUUCUCUCAGCCACCACUGCCAGACAGUCAUCUAACUGAACAGGUGCUGAAAGUUUCAUUUGUUCCUGGACCAGCUGAUCAAUCAACUGCGACACCAACAGUAUCCUCUACUUUAUACUCACAUGGAGAGAAGCCCCAUAUUUCCUAUCAACAGAUAUUGCCAGAAAGUCAUCUAACUGAACAGAGUCUGAAAGUUUCUGCUGCUACUGGAUCAACAGAGCAGAAAACGGGCAUACCAAUAGUGUCCUCUACUUACUCACAUAGAGAGAAGCCCAGUAUUUUCUACCAGCAAGAAUUGCCAGAGGGUCAUCUAACUGUACAGUCUCAACAAGCGGCAGCUGCUUUUGGAUUUGCUGACCAGAAGACUGGGAUACCAACAGGAACCUCUACUUCUUACUCACAUGGAGAGAAGCCCAGUAUUUUCUACCAGCAAGAAUUGCCAGAGAGUCAUCUAACUGAACAGUCUCAGCAAGUUGUAGCUGUUUCUGGAUUCACUGACCAGAAGAGUGGGAUACCAACAGGAACCUCUACUUCUUACUCACGUGGAGAGAAGCCCCAUAUUUUUUAUCAACAGACAUUGCCAGAAAGUCAUUUAACUGAAAAGGUUCUGAAAGUUUCUGCUACUCCUGGAUCCACUGAGCAGAAAACAAGCAUACCAAUUGUAUCCUCUACUUACUCACAUAGAGAGAAGCCUCAUAUUUUCUACCAGCAACAGUUGCCAGAGAGUCAUCUAACUGAACAGUCUCAACAAGCUGUAGCUGUUUCUGGGUUUGCUGACCAGAAGACUGGAAUACCGACAGGAACCUCUACUUCUUACUCACGUGGAGAGAAGCCCAGUAUUUUCUACCAGCAAGAAUUGCCGGAGAGUCAUCUAACUGAACAGUCUCAGCAAGUUGCAGCUGUCUCUGGAUUCACUGACCAGAAGAGUGGGAUACCAACAGGAACCUCUACUUCUUACUCACGUGGAGAGAAGCCCCAUAUUUUUUAUCAACCAGUAUUGCCAGAGAGUCAUCUAACUGAACAGUCUCAGCAAGUUGUAGCCGUCCCUGGAUUCACUGACCAGAAGAGUGGGAUACCAACAGGGACCUCUACUACUUACUCACGUGGAGAGAAGCCCCAUAUUUUUUAUCAACAGAUAUUGCCAGAGAGUCAUCUAACUGAACAGUCUCAACAAGUUGUAGCUGUUUCUGGAUUCACUGACCAGAAGAGUGGGAUACCAACAGGAACCUCUACUUCUUACUCACGUGGAGAGAAGCCCCAUAUUUUUUAUCAACAGACAUUGCCAGAAAGUCAUUUAACUGAACAGGCUCUGAAAGUUUCAGCUGCUCCUGGACUUGCUGACCAGAAGAGUGGGAUACCUACAGUAACCUCUACUUCUUACUUACAUAGAGAGAAGCCCAAUAUUAUCUACCAACAGGAGUUGCCAGUUAGUCAUUUAACUAAAGAGGCUCAGAAAGUUCCAGCUAUCCCUGGACUAGCUCAGCAGAAGACUGGGAUACCAAUAGCACCCCCUGCUUCCUACUCACCUAGAGAGAAGACCAGUUUUUUCUAUCAGCAGGAGUUGCCAGAUAGUCAUCUAACUGAACAAGCUCUGAAAGUUUCAGCUGCUCCUGGACUUGCUGACCAGAAGAGUGGGAUACCUACAGUAACCUCUACUUCUUACUUACAUAGAGAGAAGCCCAAUAUUAUCUACCAACAGGAGUUGCCAGUUAGCCAAUUAACUAUAGAGGCUCAGAAAGUUCCAGCUAUCCCUGGACUAGCUCAGCAGAAGACUGGGAUACCAAUAGCACCCCCUACUUCCCACUCACCUACAGGGAAGACCAGUUUUUUCUAUCAGCAGGAGUUGCCAGACAGUCAUCUAACUGAACAGGCUCAGAGAAUUUCAUUUCUUUCUGGACCAGCUGACCAGAACACUGGGAUACAAACAGUACUAUCUAGUGCCUACCCACAUGGAGAAAAACCCAUCGUUUAUUACCAGCAGGAGUUUCCAGAUAGUCAUCUAACUGAAGAGGCUCUAAAAGUUUCAUCUGUUCUGGAACCAGCUAAGCAGAACACUGGGAUACCAUCAGGAUCCUCUGGGGCCUACUCAUUUGAAGAGAAGCCCAAUAUUUUUUACCAACAGGGAUUGCCAGACAAUCAUUUAACUGAACAGGCUCAGAAAGUUUUAAUUCUUCCUGAACCAACUGAACAGAAGACUGGGAUACCAAUAGUAACCUCUACUUCUUACUCACAUAGAGAGAAGUCCUUUAUUUCCUACCCACAGGGCUUGCCAGACAGUCAUUUACCUGAAGAGGCUCUAAAAGUUAUAGCUGUUCCUGGGCUAGCUGAACAGAAGACUGGGUUGCCAUCAGAACCUUCUAGUUCCUACUCACAUAGAGAGAAGCCCAUUAUUUUUUAUCCACAGGCCUUACCAAACACUCACCUCACUGAAGAGGCCCUGAAAGUUUCUAUCAUUUCUGGACCAGCUGACCAGAAGACUGGGAUACCAACAUUACCUUCUACUUCCUAUCCACCUAGAGAGAAGCAUAUUAUUAUCUCAUCACAGGCCUUGCCAGAUAGUCACCUACUUGAAGAGGCUCUAAAAGUUUCAACUGUUUCUGAACCAGCUGACCAGAAAACUGCGUUGCCAUCAGAACCUCCUACUUCCUACUCACAUAGAGAAAAGCCCAUUCUUUUCUACCAAGAGUUGCCAGAUAGUCAUCUAACUGAAGAGGGUCUGAAAGUCUCAGCUGUUCCUGGAACAGGUGAUCAGAAGACUGGGAUACCAACAGUACCUCCAAGCUCCUACUCACUUGGAGGGAAGUCCAUUAUUUUUUACCCACAGGCCUCACCAGAUAGACAUCUCACAGAAGAGGCUCUGAAUGUUUCAGCUUCUCCUGGACCAGUUGACCAGAAGACUGGGUUACCUACAGUCUCCUCUCCUUCCUACUCUCAUAGAGAGAAGCCCUUUAUUUUCUACCCACAGGCCUUGCCAGAUGGUCAGCUAACUGAAGAGGCUCUGAAUGUUUCAGCUUCUCCUGGACCAGUUGACCAGAAGACUGGGUUACCUACAGUCUCCUCUCCUUCCUACUCUCAUAGAGAGAAGCCCUUUAUUUUCUACCCACAGGCCUUGCCAGAUGGUCAGCUAACUGAAGAGGCUCUGAAUGUUUCAGCUUCUCCUGGACCAGUUGACCAGAAGACUGGGUUACCUACAGUCUCCUCUCCUUCCUACUCUCAUAGAGAGAAGCCCUUUAUUUUCUACCCACAGGCCUUGCCAGAUGGUCAGCUAACUGAAGAGGCUCUGAAUGUUUCAGCUUCUCCUGGACCAGUUGACCAGAAGACUGGGUUACCUACAGUCUCCUCUCCUUCCUACUCUCAUAGAGAGAAGCCCUUUAUUUUCUACCCACAGGCCUUGCCAGAUGGUCAGCUAACUGAAGAGGCUCUGAAUGUUUCAGCUUCUCCUGGACCAGUUGACCAGAAGACUGGGUUACCUACAGUCUCCUCUCCUUCCUACUCUCAUAGAGAGAAGCCCUUUAUUUUCUACCCACAGGCCUUGCCAGAUGGUCAGCUAACUGAAGAGGCUCUGAAUGUUUCAGCUUCUCCUGGACCAGUUGACCAGAAGACUGGGUUACCUACAGUCUCCUCUCCUUCCUACUCUCAUAGAGAGAAGCCCUUUAUUUUCUACCCACAGGCCUUGCCAGAUGGUCAGCUAACUGAAGAGGCUCUGAAUGUUUCAGCUUCUCCUGGACCAGUUGACCAGAAGACUGGGUUACCUACAGUCUCCUCUCCUUCCUACUCUCAUAGAGAGAAGCCCUUUAUUUUCUACCCACAGGCCUUGCCAGAUGGUCAGCUAACUGAAGAGGCUCUGAAUGUUUCAGCUUCUCCUGGACCAGUUGACCAGAAGACUGGGUUACCUACAGUCUCCUCUCCUUCCUACUCUCAUAGAGAGAAGCCCUUUAUUUUCUACCCACAGGCCUUGCCAGAUGGUCAGCUAACUGAAGAGGCUCUGAAUGUUUCAGCUUCUCCUGGACCAGUUGACCAGAAGACUGGGUUACCUACAGUCUCCUCUCCUUCCUACUCUCAUAGAGAGAAGCCCUUUAUUUUCUACCCACAGGCCUUGCCAGAUGGUCAGCUAACUGAAGAGGCUCUGAAUGUUUCAGCUUCUCCUGGACCAAUUGACCAGAAGACUGGGUUACCUACAGUCUCCUCUCCUUCCUACUCUCAUAGAGAGAAGCCCUUUAUUUUCUACCCACAGGCCUUGCCAGAUGGUCAGCUAACUGAAGAGGCUCUGAAUGUUUCAGCUUCUCCUGGACCAACUGACCAGAAGACUGGGUUACCUACAGUCUCCUCUCCUUCCUACUCUCAUAGAGAGAAGCCCUUUAUUUUCUACCCACAGGCCUUGCCAGAUGAUCAGCUAACUGAAGAGGCUCUGAAAGUUACAGCUGUUACUGAGCCAGGUGACCAGAAUACUGGAAUAGCAGUAGUGACCUCUACUUCCUACUCGAAUAAAGAGAAGCCCAUUAAUUUCUAUCAACAGGCUGUGCCAGAUAGUCGGCUAACUGUAGAGGUUCUGAAAGUUUCAGCUGUUCCUGAACCAGGUGACCAAAGUACCAGAAAAUCAACAUUAGCCUCUGCUUCUUACUCACAUAGAGAAAAGCCUAUUAUUUCUUACCAACAGGAGUUGCCAGGUAGUCAUCUAUCUGUAGAGGCUCUGAAAGUGUUAGGUGUUCCCGGAAUAGCUGACCAGAAGACUGGGAUACCUACAGUACCAUCAGUUUCUUAUUCAUAUAGAGAAAAGCCCGUCAUCUCUUAUGAGCAAGAUCUCACUAAAGAGGCCUUAAAAAUUUUAGGGGUUUCUGGACCAGAUGACCAGAAAACUGGCAUACCAGUAGUAACCUCUACUUCUUACUCUCCUGGAGAGAAGCCCAUCAUUUCUUAUCAGCAGGAGUUGCCAGAUCAUAAUGAAGAUGCUUCAAAACUUUUAGUUGUUCCUGGAGCAGUUGACCAGAAGACCGGUAUACAAAUUGUGCCCUCUUCCUAUUCACAUAGAGAGGGCCCCAUCUUCCCUUACCAGAAGGAAUUGCCAGAUAUUACUGAAAACACUUUGGAAGUUUCAGCUAUUCCUGGACCAACCGACCAGAAGACUGGGAUACGAAUAAUUCCUUCAGGUCCCUACCCAUACAGAGAAAAGGGCAGUAUUUUUUACCAGGAGUUGCCAGAUACUACUGAAGAAGCUUUAAAAGUUUUUGCUCUUCCUGGACCAGCUGACCAGAAGACUGAGAUACCAGCAGGAACUUCUAGUUCUUACUCACAUAAAGAGAAACCCAGGAUUUCAACUGUGAUUUUACCGGGUGACCAGAAGACUGAGUUACCAACCGCUCCCCUUAUUUCCUAUUCACAUAAAGAGAAGCCCAAGAAUUUAACUGUGAUUGGACCAGACGACCAGCAGACUCCAUUACUGACAGUUUUUCGUAAUUCUUAUUCUCAGAGAAUAAAGCCCAGUGUUUUCUUUAAACAGCAUUUGCCAGGUAGACUUCAUAGUGAAGAUAUUUCAAAGAUUUCAUCUGUUCCUGAAUCAACUGAUAUGAAUUCUGGGGUACCAAUACCUCUUUCUAGUUCCUCUUCACAGAGAGAGAAAUCUGAUAUUGUCUACCCACAGGAAUUGCCAGACAAACUUCUAACUGAAGAUGUACUGACAGUAUCAACGAUUCCUGUACCAGCGGGCCAGAAAACUGUAUUACCAUCAGUUCCUCCUAGUCUUUUUUCACAUAGGGAGAAACCAAAUAAAUUCUAUCAACAGGAUUUGCCAGAUAGACGUCUAACUAAAGAUGCCCUGAAGUUUUCAAGUGGUCUUGGUCAAGCUGAUCAGAUUACUGGGUUAUCAACAGUUCACCCUGGUACUUAUUCACAUAGUGAGAAGCAUAAACUUGUUUCAGACCAUGUCCAAAGGCUAAUAGAUAAUUUGGACUCUUCUAACUCUAGUAUUAUCUCAAACGAUAUGCCCUUAAAUUCUCAAGCUGAUGGUAGAGUUGUAAUAAAUAAAGCAGAACCUUCGGGUUUUAAAGAUAUUAGCUCUGAGGAAUUCCAGGAUACAGAUAAUGGUUCUAAAACUCUUAAAGAGAUUCGGACACUUUUGAUGGAGGCAGAAAAUAUAGCACUGAAACGAUGCAAUUUUCCUGCUCCCCUUGUACCUUUCAGAGAUGUUAAUGAUAUUUCAUUUAUUCAAUCUAAGAAGGUUGUUUGCUUCAAAGAACCCCCUACAACUGAUGAAUCUAAUGUUGAUUUGCCUCAGAGACAGCCAUUCACAGAGGAGAAUCCAUACAACAAGUAUAUUCAGAAAGAUACUAGCACACAGUCAAAUCUGAAAUGCCAGAGAGGCAUUGAAAAUUGGGAGUUUAUUAGUUCAACUACAGUUAGAAGUCCUCUACAGGAAGCAGAAAGCAGAGCGAGAGUGGCAUUAGACGAAACCCUAAGGCAAUAUAAAGCAGCCAGAUCUGUAAUGAGAUCUGAACCUGAAGGGUAUAGUGGAACCCUUGGGAAUAAAAUUCUUAUCCCUAUGAUGACUAUCAUAAAAAGUGAUUCAAGUAGUGAAGCAAGUUCCUGCUCUUGGGACAGUAAUUCCUUAGAGUCAGUUUCUGAUGUUCUUCUAAAUUUAUUUCCAUAUGCUUCACCGAAGACAAGCAUGACAGAGAGCAGAGAGGAAGAGGGUGUGUCAGAGAGUGAUGAUGGGGGUGGUAGUAGUGUAGAUUCAUUGGCUGCACAUGUGAAAAACCUUCUGAAAUGUGAAUCCUCAUUGAAUCAUGCUAAACAAAUACUCAGAAAUGCAGAGGAAGAGGAAUGUCGGGUACGCGCACGAGCCUGGAAUCUGAAGUUUAAUAUGGCUCGUGAGUGUGGCUACUCCCUUUCAGAAUUAAAUGAAGAUGACCGGAGAAAAGUAGAAGAAAUCAAAGCAAAGUUGUUUAGUCAUGAGAGAGCUGACUUGUCCAAGGGUUUACAGAGUCCACGAGGAAUAGGAUGCAAGCCAGAAGCUGUGUGUAGUCAUAUUAUUAUUGAGAGCCAUGAAAAAGGAUGUUUCAGGACCCUAACUGCUAAACAGCCACAGUUGGACAGCCAUCCCUGUGUCUUCAGAUCAGCUGAACCCUUAGAAAUCAUUAGAGGACAACGGAGACCAUCACCAUGGAAAACCAGGCACAUCAACCUUUCUAAAUCACUAGACCAGAGCAACACCCAUUUCAAAGUUUGGAAUUCUUUGCAGUUACAAAGUCAUUCCCCAAUUCAAAACUUUUCAGCUGAUGACUUCAAAAUUAGCAAGGGUUUUCAAAUGCCAUUCCGUGAAAAUAUGAACCCUUGGCUGUCAGAAUUAGUAGAACCUACUUGUGUGCCACCUGAAGAAAUGGAUUGUCAUUCUUCACCACAAAGGCUGUCCCCAGAAUCCAUGAAAAAGUUUACUACCUCCAUCACUUUUUCAUCUCACCGACAUUCUAAAUGCUUUUCAGAUUCCUCUGUUCUUAAGGUUGGUGUUACUGAAGAUAGCCAGUGUACUGGAGCAUCUGUAGGGGUAUUUAAUUCUCAUUUCACUGAAGAGCAAAGUCCUCUUAGAGAUCUAAGACAGGAAACCUCUUCCCCUUCAUCAUUUAAAAUCAUUAGUCAUUCACCAGAUAAAGCUGUGACUAUUUUAGCAGAAAGUAGUAGACAAGGCGAAAAAUUAUCUGUUGAACAUUCCCACCGAGAAGAGAAACCCUUAGAAAGAUCAGAUUUUAAAGGCAGUAAUUCUGAGCCCAGUACCAGUACACAUUGUAGCAAAUUCAAGGAAGUUAAUUUAUCUGAUAAUCAUAACCUUAUUAACUUGGGCAGAGCAAGUUCCACACUAGGAGUAAAAGAGAAGAAUGUAACUGUAACUCCAAAUCCUCCGCCCAUGUUUCUUGAACAACAAGAGCUCUUUGAACAGAAUAAAGUCCCACAUGCAGAUCAAUAUGUAAGAAAACAUCAUUCUCCCCCUCCUCAACAUCAGCAUUAUGUAGCUCCAAAUCUUCCUUGUCACAUUUUUCUUGAAAAACGAGAAAUCUUUGAACAAAACCAAACCCCACAGGUAGAUCAUCAGAUGAGAGAAAACCACUUUCCCCUCCCUCAAGGUCAGGAUUAUGUAGUGUCAGACCUUCCUUCUUCCAUUUUUCUUGAACAGCGUCAGCUGUUUGAACAAAGCAAAGCCCCAGAUGUAGAUCACCUCGUGAGAAAACAAUAUUCCCCCCUUCCUCAAGGUCAGGAUUCUGUAGUAGAAAACAAUCAACAUAAACCUAAAUCACACAUUUCUAAUAUAAAUGUUGAAACUAAAUUCAAUAAUGUGGUCUCCAAAUUAGCCCCAGAUCAAUAUACAUUAGUAACAUCUCCAUCUACUCCACCUUCAAAUAGAAAAGCACUUUCUUGUGUUCGUAUAACUCUUUCUCCCAAGACUCCCUCCAAGUUGGAUAGUGGAACCUUAGAUAAAAGAUUUCUUUCAUUGGAUCCGGCUUCUAAAACAAGGAUGAAUAGUGAGUUUAACUCUGACCUACAAACUAUAUCUUCAAGAUCAGUGGAACCAACCUCCAAAUUACUGACCAGUAAACCUGUAGCACAUGAUCAAGGUUCUCUAGGACCUAAAUCUUCACCGGACUUUCAAGUCAUACAGUCUCUUCCAGAUAGUAAUACUAUUACUCAGGACUUGAAAACCAUACCUUUUCAGAAUAGCCAGAUAGUAACCUCAAGGCAAACACAAGUGAACUUUUCAGAUUUGGAAGAAUAUUCCAAUCCAGAAGGGACUCCAAUAUCUGCAGAUCGAUCACUGAAGGAGAUUAAGCCCCUAUUUUCUGCCUUCUCUGAAAAAUUAUCAUCUGAUGCAGUCACUCAGAUUACAACAGAGAGUCCAGGAAAAACUAUGUUUUCAUCUGAGAUUUUUAUUAAUGCUAAAGAUCUUGGACGUGAAAUUCCAGAACCCAGUUCCCAGAAGCUGGGUAAAGCUCCUGUCAAGUAUGCUUCAUUGUCUUCAGUCCAACAGAUUACUGUUCCUCGUGACACAAAUGAAGCUCAGCCUUCAUUGUUGCCGUAUAAGCCUUCUGGUAGUACGAAGAUGUACUAUGUUCCACAACUUAGUCAUUUUCCUUCAUCUCUGGAUUCCACAUCAGACACCACCAUUGAGAGCUCACACUCAGGAUCCAAUGAUGCCAUUGCUCCAGAUUUCCCGGCUCAGGUGCUAGGCACUAGAGACGAUGACCUAGAAUUCACUGUUAAUAUUAAACAUAAAGAGGGGAUCUACAGUAAGAGGGCAGUAUCUAAGGCAUCCUUAUCAAAGGGGGGAAAAAACAUUCAGAAAGAUAAUACAGAUGCUCAGGUUCAAGUUCUUAUCACUGGAAAUGAGAACCUCUCAGACAAAAACCAGAAAAAGGAGAUCUACAGUAAAAAGGCAGUGACUAAGCCUGCCCAAGCUAAAGAAAUGGAAGUCUUGCAGAAAGACACUGGAGGUUCCAGUGAUGCAGUUGCUGCAGAGCUGUCAGCUCAACUACAAGGCCCAAAGAUUAAACACUUACCAGACACUAAAGCCAUUCAACAGAAGGAGGAGAUCCAUAGUCAGAGGACAUUUCCUAAGGAAGCCUGGUCAGAAGAUAAGGAAUCCUUGCAGAUAGAUAUUGAAGAGUCCAGAUGUCAUUCAGAAUUUGAAAAUACUACCCAUUCUGUGUUCAGGUCAGCCAAGUUUUACUUUCAUCACCCAGUGCACCUACCAAGUGAUGGAGAUUUUAGCCACGAAUCCUUAGGGAGAAGUGUUUUCAUGAGACAUUCUUGGAAAGAUUUCUUUCAGCAUAAUCCAGACAAACAACAUACUUCUCUUCCUCCCCCUUAUCAAAAUGAAGAAAAGACUAAGACAGAUUAUGCCAGUAUAGAGAGCCUCAGUAUCAAUGUGAACUUGAAAAACAAAGAAGUGAUUCAUCCUACUAAAAAUCAAGCUGGAGAUUAUGCAAAAUGUGACAGACAAGUUAAUGAUCAAAAGAAAGAUCUUAAGGUCACCCCAGAGCCCACAACUCAGCAUAUUACAAGUUUGAAUGCUCUCUGGAAUAAGUAUCAAGAGCGUCAGAAGCAACAGAAACCUCUAGGGUUCAGUGGUGGGAAAGAACUAUCCUUGGUGGAGCGACUUGAUCGUUUAGCUAAACUUCUUCAGAAUCCCAUCACACAUUCUCUUCGGCCCUCAGAAGGUACACAGGAUCAUAGCAGAGGGCAGCAAGAUGCUAAGGAAUGGAGUGGUGGACAGCAACAGCAGAGAAACAAGCUUCAGAAAAAGAAGCGGUAUAAAAGCUUGGAGAAAUGCCAUAAAAACAUAGGCGAGCUUAAAAAAAGCAAGGUGCUUUCUACUCAUCAAGCUGGCAGGUCCAAUCAGAUUAAAAUUGAACAGGUUAAAUUUGAUAAAUAUAUUCUGAGAAAACAGCCAGAUUUUCCUUAUAUAAACAAUACUUCUUCAGAUUCUAGACCCUCAGAGGACAGUGAGCUGCUCACAGAUACUGCCACCAACAUCCUGUCCACCACAACUUCUCCUGUGGAAUCAGAUAUAUUGACCCAAACAGAUAAAGAAGUGACUUUGCAUGAGAGGAGCAGCUCUAUUUCCACCAUUGACACUGCCCGAUUGAUCCAGGCUUUUGGCCAUGAAAGAGUUUGUUUGUCACCCAGGCGAAUUAAAUUAUACAGCAGCAUCACCAACCAUCAGAGGAGAUACAUUGAGAAGCGGAGCAAGAACAAGAAGAAAGCACUGAGUACAUGUUAUCCCCAAAUGACUUCUGAACACACCAGAAGGAAACGCAUCCAGGUGGUAAACCAUAUGAUUUCUUCUGACUCUAUUUCACCUCCUACCAGUAGUUUCUGGAGCUCAGACUCUACCCUUUGCGACAAGCAAAAUGUACAUAUGUUAAACAAGGGCGUACAAGCAGGUAACUUGGAGAUUGUGAACGGUGUCAAAAAAAACACUCGAGAUGUUGGGGUGAUUUUCCCAACUCCAACUUCUAGCGAGGCUAGAGUGGAAGAGGACAGUGAUAUGACUUCAUGGGCAGAAGAAAAAGUAGAAGAAAAAAGGCUCCUCACCAGUUAUCUUGGGGACAAAAAGUUAAGGAAGAACAAGCAGAGUUGCUGUGAAGGAGUUUCAUGGUUUGUUCCUGUGGAAAAUGUGAAGUCUGGUCCUAAGAAGGAAAACCUGCUCAAGCAUCAUGGCCCUGCUAUCUCCUGGUUUGCACCAAUAACCAACACCAAACCCUGGAGGGAGCCACUACGGGAACAGAACUGUCAGGGUCAGCACAUGGACAGCCACAGGUCACUAGCAGGCCCAGGCAGAAGUCCACUGAAGCCAUUGGUGAAAGCAACUUUACAGGAAUCACUUCAGCUUCACAGACCUGACUUCAUCUCCCGCUCUGGGGAGCGAAUGAAACGCCUGAAGCUGAUAGUCCAGGAGAGGAAGCUGCAGAACGUGUUGCAGAGUGAGCGGGAGGCACUGUUCAACGCCGCGAGCGAGUGGCAGGGCCUGGGGGACCCUGGGCACCUGCUCCCUAAGAGAGGCUUCCUGGCUGCCCAGAAGUACAGGCCUGUUGGAAAGAAGGAAAUGAUUCAGAGGUCUAAACGGAUUUAUGAGCAGCUUCCAGAAAUACAGAAAAAGAGAGAAGAGGAAAAGAGGAGAUUGGAAUAUAAGUCAUACCGGUUGCGAGCCCAGCUGUAUAAAAAGAAAGUGACCAAUCAACUCUUGGGGAGAAAAGUUCCCUGGGACUGACAUAAGAUUAUUCAGAGCCUUGGAAUUCUAUUUUAUCAACCUGAAGAAGCACAGUCCUUACUCUUUUUGAGUCAGGUUUAAUAAAACUAACUCUUUGUCCAUGUGUAAUUUAAAAGUAGUAACCUUCUCAAAAGUCCUGGGCAGAGUGGUGCGUAAGAUUAUUAAUGGUUUGGGAG